This is a messenger RNA of Diaporthe batatas, 1668 nucleotides long. RefSeq lists its product as uncharacterized. Lineage: Eukaryota; Fungi; Ascomycota; Sordariomycetes; Diaporthales; Diaporthaceae. The record is from RefSeq and is a predicted model, not a curated record. The transcript has a single exon. Gene Ontology annotation, biological process: protein refolding. Bases 1 to 1668 code for a protein of 555 amino acids. Gene Ontology annotation, cellular component: cytoplasm.
AUGAACGCACCUUUACCUCCGGACCCAUACCGAGCACUUGGCGUCGAGCCGUCCGCAGAUGCCGGUGCCAUCAAGACCGCAUAUCGGAAGCUGGUAUUGAAAUGUCACCCCGACAAGUUCCCGGACCCGACGCUCAAGGCCCAGAAGCAAGAGGAGUUCCAGAAGGUGCAGCAGGCUUACGAGAUCCUUGGUGACGACGACAGGAGGAAGGACUAUGAUCUCGAGGUCAAACACAAGAAGCUGAAGGAGGAGCUCGCCAAAAGGGGUGGAGGUGUCAGCACGAGCACACCGGCUCAAAGCCGCUACGUGAACAUUCGGACCGCAGAACCGCCACCGGGAUGGUCCCCUUCAAAACACACGACAUCAAAAUCGAGUCCUUACAAGCCUUACUCGAAGGAGUUUUCUCAGUCCUGGGAGCACGAGAUUCCGUCACGGUCAAGAGCCUAUCACGACGAUGAACGCCGUGCCCGUCGGGCCGCCAGCUAUGAGAAGCCCAAACGCGAGGAUUCCCGGGAGCGCAGGAAGCGUGACGAGGAAGACCGCGAACGGGCGGCUAGGCGGAGAGAGAGGAAGGAGCGGGAGGAGGAAGCCGUGCGGAAAGAGGUCAGGCGACAACAGAAGCUGAACGAGGAGGCGAGAGAGCGAGAACUCAUGCGCAAGGAACGCAAGGAACGCGAAGCGCGAGCCGAAGCGGCAAAGUUGAAGGAGGCAAAAGAGGCCAAGAAGCUGCGAGAGAGGGAGCGUGAGACCCGACGGAAGCAGGAAGCCGAAGACAAGGCGAGAGUCAAGUCAAAACCGUACCUUGAACACCCGCCCUACAGCGAAGAAGAAGACGAUGUGCAGAGGAGCCGAGCCAAGAAGUCGUCUUCUUCGCCCAAGAAACAAUCAGACAGCCCGAGCCGGGACAAGUCGACCAAGCAACGAGAACGAUCAAGUCCUGUCGAAGCCGCCGUGGGCGGCGGGGAGAAGUACCAGGGGCAUUUGGCGUUUGCAGCUUCGUACAUGGAGAAGAUCAGGAGCAAGACGAACAAGACCUCACCAAAGCACACGCCGGAGGUGCCUACGUACUCUGCCGCCUAUCCGGAUCCAAACGAGAAGUGGGCGCCGAAGCGGCGCCCGUCUGGCGAUGGGAAACAUGCCAAAGAUGAGCCCAUUAUCGUUGACGCGCCUGAGCCGGAGGUCCAGCCCGAAGUGGUCACGCCGCCAUCACACGCGCAACAGGCCCCUCCGCGUCUGCAGAAGUCACAUACCAUGCCUCCUGGCUACGUACCUCAAGCACAGACCGCCGCCCCUCUGCCGCCUCGGGUGCCCCUGAACCGAGCGGCUACAAUGCAGCCCGAGUACGAGUACAGCAGGCCGGCUGAGAAGCACAGGUCGGCAAGGAAACGGUCGUCUUUCGACGACGACUAUGUGCAGGACUACUAUCAGGCUCCCAUCCAGACGAGAUAUCACGUCAGCAGCAGAGACUCGGGCGUCCCCAGGGUCAUCGACGCCAAGUACAGGGACCCGUACACUGGCGCGGGAGUGCCCUUUACCAAGGUGAAAACGACGCCGGCGUAUAGAGCUGAGAAUGUGGCAACCUCUAGGCACUACGGAGAGGAGGACGUGCUGACCUCAGAGUACAUGCACCCGCAGUACGACUACAGGACGGCGGCUGCUGCCCGCUAG